Molecule: messenger RNA, 2569 nt
Organism: Passer domesticus (house sparrow)
Lineage: Eukaryota; Metazoa; Chordata; Aves; Passeriformes; Passeridae
Gene: FBXO15
Product: F-box protein 15
Exons: 10
Coding region: 315-1700 (461 amino acids)
Cellular component (GO): SCF ubiquitin ligase complex
Molecular function (GO): protein binding
Source: RefSeq, a predicted model, not a curated record
CCCCGGCGCGUUUCAGCGGUGGGGGGCUGCUCGCAGCGCCUGCGGUGCCGUUCACCCUUUUAAAGCUGUGUUUUCGUACAUGGUUUUCUUGGCCUCGCACACAUGUAUGUGUUAAAGCGAUGCAGUUGACGUUUCCACGGAUGGAGACGGGUAGAGGGAUCUGGAGAGGCUAAAUCCAUGGGCUGAGAUCGACGGCAUGAGGUUCAGCAAGGUCAAGUGUCAGGUCCUGCUCACAACAACCGCAGGCAGCACUGGGGACAGAGUGGCUGGAAAGGUUAAGGACCUUUGCUGCCAGGCCUAGGGCAUAUUCUGAAAUGGUAAAUGCUGGAAUUAAAAAUCUGUACUUGACACCUCCCAUAAAACCGAAACCAAAUGUGCGCAUUGAGAGCAUGCCAUCAGAAAUGCUGCUGAAGAUAUUUUCCUAUUUGGAUGCUGUGUCCCUAUUGGCUGUUGGUUGUGUGAAUAAGCGCUUCUAUGAGCUGGCCAAUGACAACGGAAUUUGGCUGAAACUCUAUUCCAGAUCUUUGCACCCAAAAUGGACAAUUUGGAAAAUGAAGUCUAAACAAGCAGAAACUGUUUCUUUGGCCUGUGCUGCUGUACAUGAUAAAAAGCCUGGAUACUGGAAGAAAGAAUACAUCUUCAAACAAACAUCUGCCUUCAAAGCUAGAGUAAUGCGGCUUGUUAAAUUUCUAGAUCCUUAUACAGGUCUUCCAUGUAAAAACAAAGAAGCUAUGAAAGUCUCUGGGUUGAGUUGGAUAAUUGUUCUAGAGGACAAAAAUGGAAAAGAACAUGUAGUAGAGAAGCCAAACCUAUCAUUUAAGGACACAUCUGUUACCGUACUUUGGCAUGGUACAGACUGGCCAUGCUUAGACAUGCUGUCAACCCUAAAACUGUUUGGAGUUACACCAUUGCUUCCUGACCAAAGCAUACCUCCCAACAAGAGUGGACCUCGUCGAUUUUCCUUGAUUGCUGAGUACCAUCUUGCUAACCUGACUGAAAAUAGUGUAGUGGUUGGUGCUGAUGAGCUUGUCCAGCUCUUCAGUCUGAGUCCAGGACUGUUAGUAGGAACUUGGAAGGAAAAAAGUGAAAUUGCUUUCGUUAUGGCGAAUCUUCAUUAUAAUCAACUUCUUGAGAGAAGCAUUUUGGGUUCUGCUACUGUUCAAUAUGCUCCUCCACCUAAUAAACCUUUACUGGAUGAUAUUGACUCAGAAUAUGGACUGCAUGACUACAGCCUGCAUCUUGAUCUGCAUGGCAGAAACUGCAUGUACCUGUGUGGAUCCUUCAAGUGCCUCUUCUGCAGAAAACGUGACAUUGAAAAUGGAUACCUGAGGCUCAGAGUCGUGAACUUAAAGGAUAAUAGGAAGCACUUGCCUAUUGUUGGGACACUUGGCAUAUGCUGGGAAACAGAUGUGUUUAAAGGCAAUGUAAAGGACUGCUUUGUGAUGGAUCUGACUCUCUUGGAUGAAACUGGAAAGCCCUUCUGGUGUUUUAGUGCUCCAGUCCACAUGGAAUUGUCUACCAAGUCAUCUGGCCUUUAUGACUACAUGGGUCAUAUCUAUACUGCAGACUAUGCAGAUUCAGAGGGUAAAGUCUGUGUUGAGUUUGUAUGGUUGGAAGAAACCAAGGAAUAUAUUAUAGUCAGUUUGGUGCUUUAUGUAAGCACUAAAAAGGUAAAUAGCUGGUGUGGAACAAAUUACUGAAUUAAUUAGGUCACUAAUUUCCUUGUUUUAAGAACCAGACAAACAACUCUGCUACAAGAAAAACCACAAUAAACCAUUGAUGCUUAAGAUUGACACCAACAAGAAAGACUGUUGCUGCAAGUUUUCCAGUAACAAGUGCAAUUGCCUAAAUUUAUGUAACAGGCAAUUGAGGAAUUGAAGAGACAUUGAUAUAAGUGAGAGGUUUUCUUCUCUGUUGAACAUUACAUGGUUAGUCUGUUUCUCACUGGCUAUAUUGAAAUUAUUUUUAGGAGGAGUUUUCUUUAUAGACACUUGUUACUAUGGUUAAGGAAUUGCUUCUUUUGAGAGCCAUGCUGUGAAGAUGCCUUACCUUACAAAAGCUACCCUGGUUUUGAGAGCAUUGACUUGUAUGCUUAGUAAUAAAACUGCAUGUGUGCUGUUCCCUCCAGGUUUGUUGGAGUGUAAUUGGUAAAUGAGAAGUUUUGUUAAACACAUUUUGUUAAACCCUUUUCCCGGAAAAACUUCACUGAAAUAUAUUUUAGGAAACGAUUGAAAGGCUAGAUGGGAAGUCAGAUCUGAAAAAUGUGUCAGUCAAGGCAUUUGUUAAGAAUGCUGUGUAAAAUCUGUUUAUGACUUUUCUUUAUAUUCCUGUUUGUUCUGUUUUCCCAUGCUCUAACAUUGAUUGAGACUAGAUACUUGCCUCACAUAUUGGCCUAUUGAAUGUAUGCAGCACUCAGUUGUUUUGGAAACAGUGCAUAUCUGAUACUGUUUAUCUAAAAAUAUAAAUCCAUGUAAAAAUUGAAUAUAUGUGCCUGAUUUUCCAGUUCCAUGGAGUAACUUCAGAAUAAAAUUUUCUACUUCUUGUAUUAAAAAAAAAUAAUUAAAAAUUA